GCUCCCACCCCGGCAGGGUUCUCUCGAGGUCCCCUGGGGUCGAGGGUCUCCUCGCGGGCCGGCGCGAGGCGGAGUCACGGAGAAGCUCCCGGCCGCUCGCGAGCAGCCUCGACCCGGCCCCGGCUACCGCGGCCCCUCCCUUUGCCCUUCACGGCGCCCGGCCCUCCUUGUCUGCUGCUUCCUUCUACGCCUGGGCAGCCUGCCUUCUGUCUUUAGCUGUCUCCUCCCCCGACUCUUAACACCAGAGUCUGGGUCCUGCCGUGUCCCAGAAGCCGCACGUAUAACUUGCUCGGUGGGUAACUCAUUCGAUUUCGGAGUUCUUUUAAUUCUUGUGAAAGAUUUCAAAUCCUCUAGAAGCCAAAAUGGGACACAGUAAACAGAUUAGAAUUUUACUUCUGAACGAAAUGGAAAAGCUGGAAAAGACCCUCUUCAGACUUGAACAAGGGUUUGAACUGCAGUUCCGGUUAGGCCCAACUUUGCAGGGAAAACCAGUUACCGUGUAUACCAAUUACCCAUUUCCUGGGGAAGCAUUUAAUCGUGAAAAAUUUCGUUCCUUGGAAUGGGAAAAUCCCACAGAAAGAGAAGAUGAUUCUGAUAAAUACUGUAAACUUAAUCUUCAACAAGCUGGAUCAUUUCAGUAUUACUUCCUUCAAGGAAAUGAGAAAAGUGGUGGGGGUUACAUAGUUGUGGAUCCUAUUUUACGUGUUGGUGCUGAUAACCAUGUGUUACCCUUGGACUGUGUUACUCUCCAGACGUUUUUAGCCAAGUGUAUGGGACCCUUUGAUGAAUGGGAAAGCAGACUUAGGGUUGCAAAGGAAUCAGGCUACAACAUGAUUCAUUUAACCCCGUUGCAAACUCUGGGACUAUCUAGGUCAUGCUACUCCCUUGCUGAUCAGUUAGAAUUAAAUCCUGAUUUUUCAAGACCUAAUAAAAAGUACACCUGGACUGAUGUUGGGCAGCUAGUGGAAAAGUUGAAAAAGGAGUGGAAUAUGCUCUGUAUUACUGAUGUUGUCUACAACCAUACUGCUGCUAACAGUAGAUGGCUCCACGAACAUCCAGAAAGUGCAUAUAACCUUGUGAAUUCCCCGCACUUAAAACCUGCCUUCGUCUUAGACAGAGCACUUUGGCAUUUAUCCUGUGGUGUCGCAGAAGGAAAAUACAAAGAAAGAGGAGUACCUGCUUUGAUCGAAAAUGACCAUCAUAUGAAUUGCAUUCGAAAAAUAAUUUGGGAGGAUAUUUUUCCAAAGAUUCAACUCUGGGAAUUUUUCCAAGUAGACGUUAACAAAGCAGUUGAGCAAUUUAGAGGACUUCUCACACAAGAAAAUAGGAAAACGACGAAGCCCGAUCCAAAACAACACCUUAAGAUCAUUCAGGAUCCUGAGUACCGACGGCUUGGCUGUGCUGUGGAUAUGAACAUUGCACUAGCAACUUUCAUACCACAUGACAAUGGGCCAGCCGCAAUUGAUGAAUGCUGCAAUUGGUUCCGUAAGAGAAUUGAGGAAUUAAAUUCAGAGAAGCAUCAACUCGUGAACUAUCAUCAGGAACAGGCAGUCAAUUGCCUUUUGGGAAACGUGUUUUAUGAACGACUGGCUGGCCAUGGUCCCAAACUAGGACCUGUCACUAGAAAACAUCCUUUAGUGACGAGAUAUUUUACUUGCCCAUUUGAAGAAGUGUCCCUCGCUGCAGAAGAAUCUAUGAUUCAUGUCCCCAAUAAAGCUUGUUUUCUGAUGGCACAUAAUGGAUGGGUAAUGGGAGAUGACCCUCUUCGAAACUUUGCUGAACCAGGUUCAGAUGUUUCUAGGAGAGAACUUAUUUGCUGGGGAGACAGUGUUAAAUUACGCUAUGGGAAAAAACCACAGGACUGCCCUUAUCUCUGGGAACACAUGAAAAAAUACACUGAAAUAAUUGCGACGUAUUUCCAGGGAGUCCGUCUUGACAACUGCCACUCAACACCUCUUCAUGUAGCCGAGUACAUGUUGGAUGCUGCUAGGAAAUUGCAACCCAAUUUGUAUGUAGUAGCUGAACUGUUCACAGGAAGUGAAGAUCUGGACAAUAUCUUUGUUACUAGACUGGGCAUUAGUUCCUUAAUAAGAGAGGCAAUGAGUGCAUAUAACAGUCAUGAGGAGGGUAGAUUAGUUUAUCGAUAUGGAGGAGAACCCGUUGGAUCCUUCGUUCAGCCCUGUUUGAGGCCUCUAAUGCCAGCUAUCGCCCACGCCCUGUUUAUGGAUAUUACCCACGAUAACGAGUGUCCCAUUGUGCACAGGUCCGCAUAUGAUGCUCUGCCAAGUUCCACGAUUGUUUCCAUGGCAUGUUGCGCUAGUGGAAGUACUAAGGGCUAUGACGAAUUAGUGCCGCAUCAGAUUUCAGUAGUUUCUGAAGAACGGUUUUACACUAAGUGGAAUCCUGCAGCGUCGCCAUCAGAUACAGGUGAAGUUAAUUUCCAGAGUGGCAUCAUUGCAGCCAGGUGUGCUAUCAAUAAACUUCACCAAGAGCUUGGAGCCAAGGGUUUCAUUCAGGUAUAUGUGGAUCAAGUUGAUGAAGACAUAGUGGCAGUAACAAGACACUCACCUAGUAUCCAUCAAUCAGUUGUGUCUGUGUCUAGAACUGCUUUCAGGAAUCCCAAAACUUCAUUUUACAGCAAGGAAGUACCUCAAAUGUGCAUCCCUGGCAAAAUUGAAGAAGUAGUUCUGGAAGCUAGGACUGUUGAGAGAAACACAAAACCUUAUAGGAAGGAUGAGAAUUCAAUCAAUGGAAUGCCAAAUAUCACCGUAGAAAUUAGAGAACAUAUUCAGCUUAAUGAAAGUAAAAUUGUUAAACAAGCUGGAGUUACCACAAAAGGACCCAAUGAAUACAUUCAAGAAAUAGAAUUUGAAAACUUGUCUCCAGGAAGUGUUAUUAUAUUCCGAGUUAGUCUUGAUCCACAUGCACAAGUCGCCGUUGGAAUUCUCCGAAAUCAUCUAACACAGUUCAGUCCUCACUUUAAAUCUGGGAGUCUUGCUGUUGACAAUGCAGAUCCUAUAUUGAAAAUUCCUUUUGCUUCUAUUGCCUCUAAAUUAACUUUGGCUGAGCUGAAUCAGGUACUUUACCGAUGUGAAUCAGAAGAACAAGAAGAUGGUGGAGGGUGUUAUAACAUACCAAACUGGUCACCUCUUAAAUACGCAGGUCUUCAAGGAUUAAUGUCCGUGAUGGCAGAAAUAAGACCACGGAAUGACUUGGGGCAUCCCUUUUGUGAUAAUUUGCGAUCUGGAGAUUGGAUGAUUGACUAUGUCAGCAAUCGGCUUAUUUCACGAUCAGGAACUAUUGCUGAAGUUGGUAAAUGGCUGCAGGCCAUGUUCUUCUACCUGAAGCAGAUCCCACGUUACCUCAUCCCAUGUUAUUUUGAUGCCAUAUUAAUUGGUGCAUACACCACUCUUCUGGAUACAGCAUGGAAACAGAUGUCAAGCUUUGUUCAGAAUGGUUCUACCUUUGUGAAACACCUUUCACUGGGUUCAGUCCAAAUGUGUGGAGUAGGAAGAUUCCCUUCUCUGCCACUUCUUUCCCCUUCACUUACGGAUGUACCAUACAGGCUGAAUGAGAUCACAAGAGAGAAGGAGCAAUGUUGUGUGUCACUGGCUGCAGGUUUACCUCAUUUUUCUUCUGGCAUUUUCCGCUGCUGGGGAAGGGAUACUUUUAUUGCACUUAGAGGGCUACUGCUGAUUACUGGACGCUAUUUGGAAGCCAGGAAUAUUAUUUUAGCAUUUGCUGGUACCCUGAGACACGGUCUCAUUCCUAAUCUCCUGGGUGAAGGAACUCAUGCCAGAUAUAAUUGCCGGGAUGCCGUGUGGUGGUGGCUGCAGUGCAUUCAGGAUUAUUGUAAAAUGGUUCCAAAUGGUCUAGAUAUUCUCAAGUGCCCAGUUUCCAGAAUGUAUCCUACAGAUGAUUCUGUUCCUUUGUCUGCUGGCACACUGGAUCAACCAUUGUUUGAAGUAAUACAGGAAGCUAUGCAAAGACACAUGCAGGGGAUACAGUUCCGCGAAAGGAACGCUGGCCCACAGAUAGACCGGAACAUGAAGGAUGAAGGUUUUAACAUAACGGCAGGGGUUGAUGAAGAAACAGGAUUUGUUUAUGGAGGAAACCGCCUAAAUUGUGGUACCUGGAUGGAUAAAAUGGGAGAAAGUGACAGAGCCAGAAACAAAGGAAUCCCAGCCACUCCAAGAGAUGGGUCUGCUGUGGAAAUUGUGGGCCUGAGUAAAUCUGCUGUUCGUUGGUUGCUGGAAUUAUCCAAAAAAAAUAUUUUUCCUUAUCAUGAAGUGACAGUAAAAAGACACGGAAAGGUUGUGAGAGUCUCAUAUGAUGAGUGGAACAGAAAAAUACAAGACCACUUCGAAAAGUUCUUUUAUGUGUCGGAAGACCCUUCAGAUGUCAAUGAAAAGCAUCCCAAUCUGGUGCACAAACGUGGCGUGUACAAAGAUAGCUAUGGAGCUUCAAGCCCUUGGUGCGACUACCAGCUCAGGCCUAAUUUUACCAUAGCAAUGGUUGUGGCCCCAGAGCUCUUUACUAUUGAGAGAGCAUGGAAGGCUUUGGAGAUUGCAGAAAAAAAGUUGCUUGGUCCUCUUGGCAUGAAAACUUUGGAUCCAGAUGAUAUGGUUUACUGUGGAACUUAUGACAAUGCCUUAGACAAUGACAACUACAAUCUUGCUAAAGGUUUCAAUUAUCACCAAGGACCUGAGUGGCUGUGGCCCGUUGGAUAUUUUCUUCGUGCGAAAUUAUAUUUUUCCAAAUUGAUGGGUCCAGAGGCUACUGCAAAGACUAUAUUUUUGGUUAAAAAUGUUCUUUCUCGACAUUAUGUUCAUCUAGAGCGAUCCCCUUGGAAAGGACUUCCAGAACUGACCAACGAGAAUGGACAAUACUGUCCUUUCAGCUGUGAAACACAAGCCUGGUCAAUUGCCACUAUUCUUGAAACACUCCAUGACUUAUAGUUGACUCAUUAAGUGUGCAGUCAAUUGUGCUGUUGAAUGCAAGGUCAUACUGUAAUGUAAAUGCUUCAUAUGCACAUGCGCAAGUCAUUUUAACAUCUCAUUCAUAUAAUAACGCCCACUGUAAAGCAUUGGUUUUUCUUUUUCAUUCUCUUUUUUUUUUUAAUGUACAGAGUAGCUUUUGAUUUGAGUAAGAAAAAAAUCAUCACUACCAAUGGAAUGUUUUUCUUUUGAAGUCAGGAAGUAGUCUUCAAAUGCCUCGAAGUAAAUAAAUUGAAAUCCAAAGUUUUAAAAGAAAAGUCAUGUAAUCUUAUAUUUGUACAUAAGUGACAAUGAAAUGUGAGGAUGUCAUAAUGAAAGAAAUGGAAAAGUAUCUUUAAACUGUGGUCUAUGUUUUCCUCAGUAGCAAUACAUACGAAAUAGGCUGUGUAAUUAAUGUUCUCACCUUUACUGUAGGGUUUCCAGCACCUUCCACACUGUGUUCAAUAAAUACUAGAUUAAUGUUGAA
Molecule: messenger RNA, 5463 nt
Organism: Phacochoerus africanus (Common warthog)
Lineage: Eukaryota; Metazoa; Chordata; Mammalia; Artiodactyla; Suidae
Gene: AGL
Product: amylo-alpha-1, 6-glucosidase, 4-alpha-glucanotransferase
Biological process (GO): glycogen biosynthetic process; glycogen catabolic process
Molecular function (GO): 4-alpha-glucanotransferase activity; amylo-alpha-1,6-glucosidase activity
Source: RefSeq, a predicted model, not a curated record